Oncorhynchus masou masou (cherry salmon) is the source of this 2761-nucleotide messenger RNA. RefSeq names its product golgin subfamily A member 6-like protein 24. The transcript is spliced from 19 exons. The record is from RefSeq and is a predicted model, not a curated record. Gene Ontology annotation, biological process: spermatogenesis. NCBI's taxonomy places the organism in Eukaryota, Metazoa, Chordata, Actinopteri, Salmoniformes, Salmonidae. Bases 211 to 2736 code for a protein of 841 amino acids.
AUUUUCUAGGGGAGUACUACUGACCCGACAGGAUCCAGUCCAGUCCCACAUCUUACAGAACAGAGGGGCAGAGAACUGCUGAAGACUGAGUUAUCAUGUCGGGACGCAACCAUCCAGAGGCUCCGGCGAGACGUGCUGCUCUCUCACCAGGCCCGCGACUCCCAGUCUGCUCAGCUGGAUGUCCAUGGGCAGAGGAUCUCUCAGCUGCAGAUGGAGCUACAGGAGAGCCAACUGGAGCUCCAGAGGGGACACAGCCGAAGAGAGCAGCAGCAGAGGGACCUGCAGACCCAGACACAGCAGGCAGAGGAGCUCCACACUCAGCUGGCUGAGGUCAAAGGGCGUCUUGUGCAGGUGGAGGGAGAAAAUGAGGCACUCAUGGGAUAUAAGCGGGAGCAGGGAGCCGAGAGCUCGGCCAGGGACAGAGAGGGCACAGAGAGUGUCCAGGCCGAGCGGAGGUGUGUGGACCUGGAGGGGGAGCUGACAGAGACCCGUGCCCAGCUCACGGAGUGCCAGGACAGGCUACAGGAAGCCAGGAGGAGGGCUAAGGAGCAGACCCAGAAGUUCCAGGCCAAGGAGUCCAGUCUGAAGAGCCAGCAUGGCUGUGUUAGUCAGCAGCUGCAGGACAGGAGUGCUGAGGUGCAGAGGCUUCAGAGGUCAUUGGCUGAGCUACAUGGACGAGAGAUGGAGUGGGAGAGAGAGACAUCUGCCCUGCAGGGCCAGCUGGGCCAUGCCAGAGAGGAGCUCCACAGCGCCAUCCUCAGGAGGCAGGAACAGCAGCAGAAGGAAGAGCUGUUUGGUGAGCUGCAGAGGGAGGUGGACAGACUGAAGAAUGAGAGACAGGAGAUGCGAAAAAAGCUUUGUGGUAGAGAAGAGGAGCUGAAGAGGCUGAGAGAUGAGCAGCAUCAGCUCAAGGACAAGGUGAGGGAGAGCGAUGUGCAGGCUGUGUGGCUGCAGAGCCAGGCUGACGUGGUGGGUCGGGAGCUCUGGGAGGAGAGUGCCCAGCGUGACAGGGAGCUCUGGGAGUGGAGGGACCGCUACCAUGCUGCUUCAGAGGGACUUAGGCUAAGGGAGGCUGGGCUUGAGGAGGUGCAGAGGGCCAGGGACACGGCCCUCAGAGGCCUGAGACUACAGGAGGAGAAGACCUACAGUCUGGGGGCCCAGAUGCAGGAGCUGCAGCACAGCCUGGACAGCCUACAGGGCAGGCUUGCCCAGAAGGAAGAGAUGGUCGUGGCUCUCAGAGUGAAGCUGCAGGACCAUGAAGAAGAUGCCCGCGUUCUCCGCCAACAGCUGCUCUCCUCCCAAGAUGCACUGCAGCAAGUUGCUGCCGAGCUGAGGUCAUGUAAAAGAGAGAGGGAGAAGCAGGAUAGCCAGUGUGUGGAGACAGAGGAGAGACUGGCUGAGAUCAGAGCUGAUCUGGUCCAACUACAGCAGCAGUAUACCACCUGCUAUGCCCAGCUCGUCCAGGAGGAGGCUGGGGUGGGCAGGCUGAGGGAGGAGCUGCGUGAGGUGGGGGAACAGAGGGACAGACUGGCCUUUCAGGUGACAGAGAACCAGGACCUGAGCCAUGACCUGGACCUGCUCAAUGAGAAACACAAGGCUGCACAGCAUGAGCUGUCAGUGCAGGCUCAGCAGGAGCAGGCCCUUGGAGAGGAGGUGCAGAGGCUGCAGAAGGAGGUGAGCUGUCUCCAGGGCAGCCUGAGUCAGAGAGAGGAGGACAUGGAGGCACAACUACAGACAACUGGCCAGCUACAGCAGGAGAGGGACAGCCUGCUCACACAGCGGGACAACCAGCAGGGGGCAGUGUGUGUUCUGCGUGGGGAGCUGCAGCGGUGGCAGGCGGAGGCCCGGGCUCAGCAGGAGAGCAGGGAGGAGGAGGUGUUGGGGCUGAGGGCUGAGCUACAGGAGACCCAGGGCAGGCUGCAGCAGUGUAGAGCAACCAUGAAGCACCUCCGCUCUGACCUGGAGCACGCCCAGAGACAGACCAGGCAGGCAGAGGAGGAGGCAUCUGAUAGGGAGAACCGUCUGUGGGGCCAGGAGGCAGAGUUGUCCAGGCUGAGGGCUGUGCUGCAGGAGGCUGAGAGCAGAGCAGCAGACACAGAGACCAGGCUGCAGCCCCUGACCCAGUCCCUGGAGCUGUACAGGGUCAAGUACCAGGCCUGCCUCACCAAGAUCUCCCAGCAGGACAGCACUCUACAGGCCCAGGACGAGGACCUGAAGGAAGCCAGGGCUCAGGUGGAGGAGCGGGACGAGCAUGUGCUGCGUCUGUGUGCCCAGGCGUUGGUGUUGCAGGGGGAGCUGAAGGCCCACUGUGCCCAGCUGGAGAGCGGGGAUGACGCCCUGAGUGCCCUGAGCCAGCACCUCCGAGACACCCAGAGAGACCUGGAGUCCAGCUGCAAACACAGCCAGGAGUGUGAGAUGGUCAUCAGCUCUAUGAGAGACAGCAUCGCUGCACUGAGACGACAGGUGGAGGAACAGGAGGAGAAUGUGGUGAAGAGCCAAGCUGAUUUCUCUGUCUACAGAGCCAGUCACAUCCACUCUGACUCAGACUACGACUCCCAGCUCUGCCGCAUCCAGGAACUACAACAGGCAUUCUCCCAGACCGUGGAGCAGUGUGCCCAGGCUAGCCAGGACCUCAGUGUGUGCCAGUCGGAGGUUCGUCAGCUGAGAGAGGAGGUGUCCAGACUCACCCAGCUCAAGGACAGCACUGUGGAGGGCAUGACACAACUCAACCAAUAACUUUGUGUUUACGAUAGAAUACAUA